CGUUUCAUUCCCCUUUCUCGUCUCCUCUACCGCGACCGACCAGGACGAGGGGAACAGACCGCCGACGAGCCCCGAGCGCGCGCGCGAGGCAGAGAGGGAGGGGGCCUUUCGGUUCGUUCGAAGAGGAGCGGAGGCGGAGGGGAGCGGAAGCGGGGGGUCGGAGAUGAACGUGUUCCGGCUCGCGGGGGACAUGACCCACCUCCUCAGCGUGGUGGUGCUGCUCCUCAAGAUCCACACCAUCAAGUCCUGCGCAGGCAUAUCUCUGAAGACGCAGGAGCUGUAUGCACUUGUUUUUGCAGCUCGGUACCUGGACUUGUUUGUUCAUUUUGUAUCUCUGUAUAACACAGUCAUGAAGCUGGUCUUCUUGGCAAGCUCUUUCUCGAUAGUUUGGUACAUGAGGCGGCAUAAGAUUGUACGGAGAACAUAUGACAAGGAUCAUGACACCUUUCGCCAUUACUUUUUAGUGUUGCCUUGUCUUCUUCUGGCUCUACUCAUUAAUGAGAAGUUUACUUUUAGAGAGGUGAUGUGGGCAUUCUCCAUUUAUUUGGAAGCUGUUGCAAUAUUUCCACAACUUGUAUUGCUACAGCGGACAAGGAAUAUUGACAACUUGACUGGCCAAUACGUCUUCUUCUUGGGUGCAUACCGUGUGCUUUAUAUCUUUAACUGGAUCUACCGAUACUUCACUGAGCCCCAUUUUGUUCACUGGAUAAGCUGGGUUGCAGGAAUUGUGCAAACUCUGCUGUAUGCUGACUUCUUUUACUACUACACAAUGAGCUGGAAGAACAAUGUGAAGCUAGAGCUGCCAGCUUAAGCUUGUUAUUCCCUUCCAAGAUGGACUAGGGUAAUACAUGGUAAUACAAUGGAUAGGCAGACCUGAUACACAGCAUGAGCAUCGGUAUCCACCCAUGGGGUAAUGACAUGCAUUUUGGUUCUCCAGCCCUUGUAUCUUUCUACUCUUAGUGGGAGGAGAGGCAGGUGGGCUCAGCUUGUAACUUGUACAAUAAGCUGUGUAAGAUCAGCACCAGGAAGCUGGGACUUAUGAGUGCUUUUGGGAGUUUCGUGCUGCUGUAACCCUUUUGGCAAGUGAUUCUGUCAUACAAUAUAAUCUCAUACUGUGGAAUGUGGUGAUUGUGUGGAA
Molecule: messenger RNA, 1138 nt
Organism: Setaria italica (foxtail millet)
Lineage: Eukaryota; Viridiplantae; Streptophyta; Magnoliopsida; Poales; Poaceae
Product: ER lumen protein-retaining receptor
Exons: 6
Coding region: 164-811 (215 amino acids)
Biological process (GO): endoplasmic reticulum to Golgi vesicle-mediated transport; protein retention in ER lumen
Cellular component (GO): membrane; endoplasmic reticulum; cis-Golgi network
Molecular function (GO): ER lumen protein retrieval receptor activity
Source: RefSeq, a predicted model, not a curated record